Molecule: messenger RNA, 1929 nt
Organism: Cuscuta europaea
Lineage: Eukaryota; Viridiplantae; Streptophyta; Magnoliopsida; Solanales; Convolvulaceae
Source: the annotation of a GenBank genome assembly
UAAAUUCAACAAACCUUAGCUAUGUGUCAACCAACCUACAUAUUUAACGGAGACUUCCGGACGACAUACUUACUCCUCACAUCCCAGCAUUCCACCAACUUCCAACUCCUCCCAUUGCAAAGCUAGCCAUUAUCCUCCAUAUCCCACAGUAGGGAAUAGGUGAAAAUGGCACAAGUUGUUCCUUCUGCACAGUGGCAAAUGAGGAUAGCCAAGAGCUCUACUGAGGCAACUCCAAUGGCUUCCAAGAUGUGGGGAUCUGUUGUAAUGAGACCAAACAAAAAAAGUGCAGCAAAAAGCUCUAUUAAGUUUAGAGUGUUAGCUAUGCACUCUGAGAACCACACUGUGAACCGGCUGGAGCAGCUGCUAAAUUUGGACAUUACUCCAUACACUGAUAGGAUUAUUGCUGAAUACAUUUGGAUUGGUGGGUCUGGACUUGACUUGCGUAGUAAAUCCAGAACGAUCUCAAAUCCAGUUCAACACCCUUCAGAGCUUCCGAAGUGGAACUAUGACGGAUCAAGUACUGGCCAAGCACCUGGAACUGACAGUGAAGUUAUUCUAUACCCCCAGGCAAUAUUUAAGGACCCUUUUCGUGGAGGAAACAACAUACUGGUUAUCUGUGAUACAUACACGCCAGCUGGUGAGCCCAUUCCUACAAACAAACGCCACAGGGCUGCUCAGGUUUUCAGUGACCCGAGAGUAGAAUCAGAAGUGCCAUGGUAUGGAAUAGAGCAAGAGUACACCUUAUUGCAGCAAAAUGUGAAGUGGCCCUUAGGUUGGCCUGUUGGAGGAUACCCAGGUCCUCAGGGUCCUUACUACUGUGGUGCUGGAGCAGACAAGUCAUUUGGCCGUGAUAUAUCAGAUGCUCAUUACAAGGCCUGCCUAUAUGCUGGAAUUAACAUUAGUGGCACCAACGGGGAGGUCAUGCCUGGUCAGUGGGAAUUCCAAGUAGGCCCUAGUGUUGGAAUUGAGGCUGGAGAUCAUGUCUGGUGUGCUAGAUACAUUCUUGAGAGAAUUACUGAACAAGCUGGAGUUGUUCUUUCACUUGAUCCAAAGCCAAUAGAGGGUGACUGGAACGGUGCUGGAUGCCAUACCAAUUACAGUACCAAGAGUAUGAGAGAUGAAGGGGGAUUUGAAGUUAUAAAGAAAGCGAUUUUCAAUCUCUCGCUUCGGCAUAAGGAGCACAUCAGUGCUUAUGGAGAAGGUAAUGAGAGAAGGCUGACGGGAAAGCAUGAAACUGCUAGUAUCAACACAUUUUCUUGGGGAGUUGCUAAUCGGGGUUGCUCAAUUUGUGUGGGCCGUGAUACCGAGAAGAAUGGAAAAGGGUAUUUGGAGGACCGUCGCCCUGCUUCAAACAUGGAUCCCUAUGUGGUGACCUCUUUGCUUGCUGAAACCACCUUACUGUGGAAACCCACACCUGAGUCUGAAGCUCCCACGGCCUAGAAACUGCUGAUGAAAGUCAGAAACAUAUCUUAACGUUUUGAAGCAAACCGCCUUGAUUUGAAUCACCAAGAGUAUAUGGACUUGAUAGUGUGUGAGAUUUGUGCUGUUUACUUACAUCUCCUUGUGCAAAUUAGGAACAUGUUCGCACCUUUGGGACUUUUGGCCAUGCUUUAGCUUGCCAAUGGUCCCUUAGACACAAGGAGACGUCGGAACUAAGUUAUUUUCAAGAAUAUUCUACACUUUGGACUUAUUUUUUGUGCUGUUGGUAAUUGCAUCAAUCUACACUUUUAUUUGCGUUAACCAUCAAGCUUCUUGAAUCUUGAUGCCUUUCUUGUACCCAUCAUUUCUUUGGGUGCAAUACAUUUUAUAGAGUAAUGCUACUUUAUGUCCAGUUUGGGAAAAUGUAAACUUGCUUUUAUACAGGAGAUUGUUGGCUGAUAUUCCUUUGUGGAGCAUCCGUCAUAUACUCAUAUAUCUCUUUAUUGUGAU